Molecule: messenger RNA, 2504 nt
Organism: Cadophora gregata
Lineage: Eukaryota; Fungi; Ascomycota; Leotiomycetes; Helotiales; Ploettnerulaceae
Exons: 2
Coding region: 196-1887 (563 amino acids)
Molecular function (GO): protein binding
Source: RefSeq, a predicted model, not a curated record
GCUAUUUAUAAGUUUCCAACUCAACUCUGCCCUACAAAUAGACUGCCCUCGAAUCCUGAAUUCAAUUCUGUUUGAAACUAAUCUAACUGUCAGCCUGUUCCCUUUCAACUCUGAAAUUGUAUGACAGACCGAUGAGAUCACAUCGCCGUUCUACAACCACUCACCUCACGCCUUGUUCAACAAACACAUAGUAUCAUGAAGCUACCAGACCUAACCGCGGAACUCAUCGACCAUAUCUUUGCUACUCUAUUGGAUCUUAUAGGGCCACCAAAGAUCAUACGCCUGCGUGUUGUCAACCAAUUCUUCGCCGAUUCUAUCAUUCAUGCUCUGACAGACAGUUAUAUCGGAUCUCGAAAUGGAUCCUUUCACUGCUGGCUUGAUAAAUGGAUCAUACCUCCCGAGAAUAGGGUCAGCCAUCGUUGGGGCCACUACCGACGAGUUUCGCCACCCAUGAUGAGUCGUUUCAUCGAAGCCCGAAUGCAAUCGGCCGAUGUCGAACCAGCUCUUCAAUGUUUGAGGCAUGUACUUAAUGCAAUCCAUGACAUAUCUCCUGUGCCAGAUUUGGAGAGAACACAACUUGCUCUGCAGGUGUAUGAAGCUGCGGCCGACUAUCUCGACUGGGACAUGGAUCAUAAGUUUGCACAGAGCUGGCCCGGAUGCAAGACUCGCAUGGAAUCCGAACAGGUGGAUGAAGAGAGACAAACUCUAUUAUGCGCCUUCAUUAUCAUUAAUCAUAUGCCAACAGUCCAACUUCUACUCGAAGAUGACAAAAUCGAUAUCAAUUUUGAAAGCCCAAUCUUCGGCAGGACUUUACAAUUAGCUGCACGAUGGGGUCGCGCCGACCUUGUGAAGAUCCUGCUGUCUCGAGGUGCAGAUCCAAGGGCCGUUCAAGUGGAUGCACGUCUUCUGGCCGCUCCAGAUGAGAUACAAGGCAAACUGUGGGGUGAUUUUUACAGUACUCACGGUAAUGCUCUCGGCGUAGCAGCACUUGCUGGACACAUCGGGAUAGUGCACACCUUACUCGAAACCCAGAAGGAUUUACCAUUGGAUGAAAGAUUCUCCGAUUGUUGCUACGGUCUAAUCUCCGCAUGUCGUGGAGGGAGCAUCGAAGUGAUCGAAGCAUUGCUCGCGACACUCCCAGAUAUUCCACUACAUGAGAAAACCCUGAUGUUUCUUACAGCAUGCAGACAAGGUCGUCUAGAAGUUGUGAAGAAGAUGAUUAGCAUGGGUGUUCCGGCAGACACUGAACUUACGCAGUUCGCGUUAGGAUGUCCACGUUCUGGCCUUCAGAUGGCAGCGAUGCGAGGCUUUACAGAGAUCGUCCAAUUUCUGAUUGAUAAUACGCCUAGUCUAUACAACCGGCCGGAAAUGAGGCUCUUCGAGAUCAAACCUGCCAUGGAUCUUGCUGUACAACGAGGACAUCUCGAAUGCGUUCGUAUUCUAUACAAAGUUGGAGACUUCUCAAAAUACACAUUGAAGUCCUGGCUGAUGGGGGGUGCCAUGCCACACACUCGUCUUAUUCGACCUCUUAUUGAUCUUGGAGUGGAUUUUAAUAAGCUUGCCUAUGGAAAAUCAAUCUCAGUCGCUAUGGAAGCUCUGUUGGAUGCGGCGGAGAAGAAUCGUGAGCCAGUUGCAAGGGUACUGUUGGAGUUGGGGGUCCCACCGAAUAGCGAUGAUCAGCACAACAAUCCAGUCCUGCGUGCAAAGCUUUACGGUAGUCGUGAUGUUCUGAGAACACUAUUGGAGUUUGGCGGUGUUGAUAAAGAUCUGUCUGACAGUAUCUAUGCUACUGAAGUUGAAAGUGGCAAAGUGCCCUUCCCGCGACCAAAGGGAGGAGGGGGCUGUGGGGAUGGGGACCCCAGUGGAUGGCGUGGAAGAGAUUUUUAGCUGUGUUGGAGAUAGAGAAAUACCGUGAUCAUGGCCAGUUCAAAGGGGUAGCUAAGCUACAAGCAUUCUUUGAAAUUCAGGACUAAGUCUCAAUUUCACUUUCUCAGUCCUGUUUCAGGCCACAUUAAAACAACCUCGACGGCCAAGUGAGACUAGCUGAUUAAUGAUUACAGGUAUGUCACCGCAGAAGCUCAAUAUAUUUGGUACGGCUAAAAUAACCGACAAAAGCAUUUUUAAAAAAUAUCAUCCAGAAAACUCCAUCCGACAUACCUCAGAAACAACAGAACAAUACCAAAAGCCGCAAGAGAAAUCAUUUCUAAAUUCUCAAAACUUACCUCCUAAAAGGUCGAAUUUCAAAUAAUCCCAAACCAUCCGAAUACAAACAAGGAAGCCGAACUCAAAGAGCCUCAUCCAAUCUGGAUUGCUAUGUCGGGUCCAUUGAUUCUGUUGUGGGUCACGUGCACUAGCUUAGUUACCUACAUUAGGAGAGCCCUACGCUCUCUUUCUCCUUUCUCUCCUUAGAUGUACUAAUACUAUAUAAUUCAGCCCCUGAGACCCCUCUAGCAGCUAAGUAUAAGGUUUAUAUAGUAGUAAUUCUAAUAACUCUUAAAACUCGA